AUUGAACUUUUGGAGUUUUUACGGUGGCAAUGAGAAAAGUAUCAACCCUCCGGCUGAGAAAUUACCAUCUUUACCAGUGGAAGAUAAUGACCCAUCAGAAUACUUUCCGAAUGACGAAAGGAUGAUCUUUGAACAUGGUCAAACAUUGUUGUCACAAUUCGAAAGGAAACCUGAUUGUUUUAAAGAAGCUACGACGGCGCUAAAAGAUGGUUGCAAAAGUUUAAAUUUAUCCGAUAAUGAUAAGAUCCAAUAUGCGGUUCGACUAACUAAAUGCAAGCUUGCUAUUGCUAACUUUGCUGCCCCUAUGGAAUGUGAAGAUAUUAAUUAUGAUGUCGGGAGAUGCGUUGAAGCUAUUUCGAAAAUUCCUCAACUUUGGGUAACCUAUGAUAGAUAUCAUAAUGAAGCUUGUACGUAUCAAUUUAAAAAGAUGAAAUGCUAUUACAAUUUGCAUGCUACAAUAAACGACCAUAUUCGACUUUUUUCUUCCGAAAACGUAGUUCAAAUGUGCGUUUCAGUGAGAUGUUCUGUUAAGCGAGAUUCACUGGAAGAAAUUCAUAGAAUCAUUAGUGUCAUUUAUAAAAUAUUAAAACAUCAGCAAAAUGAAAAGGACACUUGCCGUGAAGAAGAAAUGAAACAAAUUAAACAACUUCAUAAAGAACUUAAGGAAAUGAUGUUUGAUAAUACAGGAUCAUUAAAAAAAGAUUUGUCGGAUUCUCAACUAAUAGCUCGAAGCAUUUCAAAUUUAAUAAUACAUUUUAAAGAGGAGUUCGAGAAAUUUAGUUUAAACAUGAGAGAGACCUUUGAUGAUAUGAACAACGCAAAUAAUCAACAAUUGAGCAUAUUAGUUGAUUCUGAAGACAUGGCUCAACAAGUUAUUCAGUAUCUGCAAAAGGUUAAUUCCGUAGCACAAGACACGCUAUCAUCACAAGAGCAAGCGUACGACAACAUGGAAGAUAUCAAGUAUAAGCAUCGCGAAUUAUCAAAUCAAUGGUAUAACAUAUUACAAGAAACAAGCCAAAAUUUUCAUAAUUUACUUGGCAUUUCACAAAAUGAAAUUCAAUCGUUGACAAAAACGUUAAGUGACGCAAGAGAAAUUCAUCAAGAUUUUGUGAAAAUAUUAAAACCAUUAAACGCUGUUGUUGAUUCCGCUAGCUGGCUUUAUGAUGAAAAUCUUUUGGGAAAUUGCGCAAUUUAUGCGAUUCCGUUGCUAGCUAUUAUACAUUGGAUGUUAUUCGGUAAAAUCAUAGCGAUUUUCGGUUUUAUCGGGAAAGGUGCCAAAGGGAUUGCCCUUGGAAUGUUCGAGAAGACAUCGGUUAAUGGAAAUCUUCACGGCACGAUACAUGAUCUAAAUGACGGUUAUGAUGUCAUGGCACUCACAGCGAUCCGAAGGGUUCAAGGUCAAAAAAGACAUAGUCCCAUAUAA
Messenger RNA from Funneliformis caledonium, 1423 nucleotides. The record is from the annotation of a GenBank genome assembly. NCBI's taxonomy places the organism in Eukaryota, Fungi, Glomeromycota, Glomeromycetes, Glomerales, Glomeraceae.